UAUCAAAAGAUCACAAGUGGACAAACGAGGACAUAGGGGGACAUAUUUCUGCGAGGAGGUAUUUCUCGCAACACCGGAGGGAGGACGUGUGUGGUGUUGCGGGGGCAAGUUUUGUUAUUCCGCUCAAUUAUCUGUUUUGCGUCUUGCCAUCCUCCUCUGCCUCCCAGGAUGCGGCGGCGGGUGAACAGCCGUGUGUUUGACCCUUUUGACGAGUGGCUGGAGUCACAAGGGCUGUACAGGAAGCAGGUGGCUCGGGACGGCUCUUGUCUUUUUCGUGCUGUUGCUGAGCAGGUGUAUAUGACCCAGACCGAACAUGCGAGUCUGCGGUCACAAUGUUUGGAGUAUAUGAUGAUGCACAAGGAAGAAUUUCAGCCCUAUUUGGAGGUGCCCGUGGACCACCAUGUGUACAAGCUGCAGGAUGUGAAGGAGUGGGGCGGACACACGGAAAUCAUUGCCAUGGCACGCCUCUUCAAGGUAGACUUCCUCAUCUACCAGACGAUUGGCUCCCCACCCACUAAAGCCACUGAGUACAACUACCCCAAAACUCUCAUGCUGAGCUUUACCCAAGGCAAUCACUAUGACAUUGUUUACAAGAAGGAAGCAGCUGUCACCAGGGGAUUUUGCCAGUCACUGGUGUAUGAGAUCCUAUAUUGUAAUGUGUUCCAACUAAAGGAUGUGCGUCUGGCUGUUGACACAAUGCUUCAUGACAAGGAGUAUGCUUCCAUCAGGAGAGACUCAGCCAACUCCGCUGAGCUGAAAGAGAUCGGGGCACUGGUGGAAAAAAUUCUUGGUACUAGUAUUUCCCGGGACAACAGCCAGGAAGAGGCAGACAAGGGUGCUGGUGCGGAGGAGCGGCCCAGCAUCGAGGACAUACACCAGGAUGACGUGCGUGGCCUCCUGGCUCACGGUAUCCCUCCCUUUCCAUACAAGGUUGCCAAGUCCCUUGAUCCUGAUAUUUAUAGGAACAUUGAGUAUGAUGCAUGGAACACCAUACGCCGGGAAGCUCGCUACGGCCCCAUUGACUACAAUGGCUUCCAGGCGGGUGUCAAGGUGCUUAUCAAGUUGGAUAUGCUGCCUAACCGUGAGGAGGUGGAGGCCAUGAGGAGGGCGCACAUGGCAAGGCAGGGCUAUGGUGACGGUGUUGAGAGGAAGGGUGCUGAAGAGAAAAUCAUCACCUACCAAGGCCACAUUCAAGAGAUGUCAGAGAAUAAGGGGCCAGUAGAUGUCUAUAUAGAAGAAAUAGGUCGUAGGUUGAAGGUGCCUUAUGAAUCCUUAGAGAGGGUGCCUCCUUCCCCCCCUCGUUCUCCCUGGCACCAGCAGCCGAGUGGGGGCCCAGGAGGAGGCCCUGGCGGUGCUGGGUCCUCUGUUUCCAACUAUAAGAAGCUCUCAGGAUACUACCAGAAGGCACCGCUCCCUCCUGAACCCGACUACUCUGCAGGGAAGAGCAAGAAGAAAGGAGGGAAGCAGAUCCGAGAGUCUCCAGUCAACAACUGUGGGAUGAGGGGAAGGUCCGCCAGCAGUCCCACUCCCCCUAGACCUCGCACACCUCAGGGACCGCCCCACCAGUCUCCGUACAGUGCCAAGAGCUACCCUCAGCGUGGAAUGGCCCGUAACAGCAGUGGGGGCUACAGGGGAGCUCCCAGCCCUGCCAGAGAACCCUUCCCUCCCUUUACGCCUAGUGGAAUGAAUAUGGACAUGGGUGUGGAAGGUGUGUGGGCAAUAAGGGGCAACAAUCCCCCUGUCAAUAUCCACAGUGGUGCUCCGAAAGGCACUCUUCCCUUCCCACCCAUGCCUCACACCCCACUGACCCGCCCACCACCGCCAUAUGGGGACAAGGAUGCUCAGGUGCACGUGAGGGAGGUCACCAUGGAGGCCCUGCAGCAGGUCAUGAGUGCUGGGGGCCAACAAGUCAGGGUUACAGGCCAGCAGCUGGAAGUUGUGCCUGUAGAGAAGCCUGAGGAGAUUCAUGUUGCAUCAGCUGUAAAAGAGACUGCACUGGCAGACUGCACUGCCCCCACAGCUCAGGUAGAGGAAGAGGUUAAUGGAACUCCUGUCACAAGUGAAGCUGAAAUCUCUGAAAUUUCAGUCAAACCCAAAGAUGUUCCUCCCCCAUCCUCAUUACCACUUUCCGAGGUAGAUAAUAGCCUGCAGAUGGACCCUCUCAAGCAGACCCCUACAUCACAAGAGCCAAAUGGUGAAGUUCCUCAGCCCCUGGUGUACUCAGCAGACCCAAGCAUUGCAUUCAUAUCACAGCCGCCGCCACUCCACGUGCCACCCCCACAGCUGGGAGACUCCCCAUCACCUCAAACUGCCACUAUGUACACGGUGACUUACCCUCCACCCUACUCCAGCCCAGGCCUCAUCCAGGUAUACAGUCCAGUGCCUCCUGGUGAUGGGAGCUGCACCCCUGCCGAGUACAACACGCCUCCGCCCCAGCCGUUGUCACUGCCGCCCACUACCUCCACCGCCACUGCCACUUCCUUGCCUCUGAGACCGGAGGCAUGGGACGCCAAUGUUCAGGGAGGAGACCCGGAAGCAGUAAAAAUGAACCCAGGCGUACCUCCCUAUAUGGUGUACCCCAUGCCCAUGGUGUACGGAGGGUUUGGGGGCUACGGCUACAAUCCUCAGUGGGGCUACAGUGUUCCUGUCAUGCCUUCACCUUCCACGAUUGAGGAGGGCAAGCAGACUCCCAUCAUGCCAGGUACAGAUGGGUAUCAACAGAUAAUGGCUGUCAGUAGCUGGGGGCAGGGGUACAUGGGUGAUGUACCUCCUCACUCCGUACUCUGCCCUCCCCCUGCACAAGGCUAUCCCCCUGUGCUUCGAGAGCCAUCCCCCCUCCCCUACACACCGCUCUCUAUUCAGCAGCAGCAACAGCCAGAGGGCAGAGAGGGAGGAAGGGAUAUCCCUCCAUUCCAUCACCAACACCACCACCCCCGAGGGCGGGGGCGGGGGGGCCCCCACCAUCGAGGAGGACACCACAAUGCACAUCACAACAGUUUUCACACCCCAGCAGCACACCUAGGCAACUUCUACCGAGGGGGUGGAGGCACUCAGCGCUCACUGCCGCCAAGAUUCCACCGUGGGGGAGGAGGUCCACCUGGGCGAGGAGGGCCGAGGCACUUCCACAAUAACCACACCCCCCCGCACAUCCACCACCAACGAAGCCACCAGUAUGAGGGGCAGCCGCUGAUGCAGAUGGGCACCAAGAAACCCAUGUCAGACAGUUUGGCAUCCCAGAAGGGAGUGGCAGGAGGUAUGGGCCCAGCUGUGGUUCCUGUCAGUGUCGCUUCUCCUCCGAUGGUCACAUUUGUGGAUCCUGAGAGGUCUCCGGGUGUUCUGCCUCUCCCUCCCCCAGAUGCUCAGGCCAUGCCCCCCCAAGAACCCAUGUCAGUCCCACCCCCUGGUUACUAUUCAGCACCCCCAGGCUACGUGAUGACGGGGCCGUGGAUGUGGAAGAUGAUGUAAGUGAUCCUUCCAUCUGCCCACAACAAUUACUUGCUGUUGUUUUCCAAUGGCUUACUCUCCUGUUUCUGAUGUGAUGGCUCUAGAAUAUUUUAGAUCUCUUAAAAUUUCUUGUAUGAAUAUGUUAUAUUAUUAUUAAUUAAACCUUACUCUUUGGUAUAGCCUUGUUCUAUUUUAUUCACUUUUAUCAAAAGCAGGUACACUGAUGUUUAGAUAUUUUAUACUUUCUUAAUCAUCACGUUAUGUAAAGUUGAAAGUUUUGUGAGCAUUCUGAAUAUAGCACAAGGAAUUUUAGCAAUCCACCAAGCAUCACUUUCUUUACUCUACUAGUUUUUUUCAUGUUUCUUAUUCUGUGCUUUCAUUCCCCUAGCAUUAUUGACUGGUUUAAGCAAGUAAUUGUUUGUAUGGUUGUACUUUGUGAUAUUGUACAUAUAGGUAGUAGGAUACCUAGAUAUAAAAUAUUUGAUUCUUUCUUUUCCUGUAAAGCAGUGCUUUAUCAAUUUUUAAUUGAUGUUUUGUUUCCUUAAAAUUUCCAUUCUUUUUAAUGUGCAGAUUUGCUUAGUGUUUGAAAGUACUGAAAUUAGUUAUCUUUUUCUUAAUGGUAUGUGUUAAGAUUUGAAAAGUGCCUUAAUGGUACCCGUCCUACAAGCUUUCAUUCCAUCAUUGUUGUUUAGUGCUAACUUGUCAUCUCAGAACAUCAGGAUUUGUUCAUUUGUCUAGUCCAGUAUACAAGAAAGCUCUUUGAUUUAUUUUUGUAAACAUUUUGUAAUAAUUGUGAUGUUCCAUGAAAACAAACAUGUCCUACAGGUCUGAUGUUAUUGCCCUUGCAAAGAAAUAAAUCAAGAUUGGGAGACGAUAACAGGAAACUAUAAUGUUGUCUGAAGUACAGUUAAGCAAAUUCAUAUUAUUAGGUCUGAAUUACAGACAAUUUAAGACAGUUUCAAGAAAUUUAAGACAAUUCAUGUUAUAAGGCUUGGUUUCCAAAACAUAUAAUUCUACCAGUACAUCAGCACAGGGCAACUUAGGCAACAACAAUUUACUUUUUCCUCAAAUAAAUAACAGCAACAAAUUAUUUGGAAGAAAUUCUUAAAUACUAACCACUGCUAAUGCACUGCCAAUCUUUGCUGGGAAGCAACUAUUAUAUAAACUAAGGAAGUGUUCUAAUAAAACAUUUUUGAGAUAAACAAGAGCAAGUGAGAUGGCCUAAAACCUUGUGACUAGACUUGUAUUGUUACGGAGUGGUGUUGACAGAGGUCAGUACACCAGAGAGUGAGGCCUCAGUGGCGGCUCUGUUUUCUUGUAUGUCUCUCUGAAGGAGGGUGGCCUCAUUCAUAGCCAGAAAAGCACCCAGUUUGUGAAAUGCUGAAUAUAUCAUUGUUCCCAGACUAUGAUAUGUUGAUCCCAGUGUUCUCAGGUUGUGAGAAUGCUGAAAUCAGUGUUCUCAGCCCAUCGAGAUGCUGGGAGCCAUAUGUUUGUCAAGGGACUGACAUGUGAUGAAACCUUGUUUAUCUUCAUCUCUGCUCAUCUCCAUAUAUUUUUAAGGAAAUGUACUUAAUUCAUACUAAUUAUACUGCAAAAAAAUA
Messenger RNA from Eriocheir sinensis (Chinese mitten crab), 5045 nucleotides. RefSeq lists its product as uncharacterized. The record is from RefSeq and is a predicted model, not a curated record. NCBI's taxonomy places the organism in Eukaryota, Metazoa, Arthropoda, Malacostraca, Decapoda, Varunidae. Gene Ontology annotation, biological process: protein deubiquitination. Bases 169 to 3465 code for a protein of 1098 amino acids. Gene Ontology annotation, molecular function: cysteine-type deubiquitinase activity. The transcript is spliced from 26 exons.